Messenger RNA from Dentiscutata heterogama, 134 nucleotides. NCBI's taxonomy places the organism in Eukaryota, Fungi, Glomeromycota, Glomeromycetes, Diversisporales, Gigasporaceae. The record is from the annotation of a GenBank genome assembly.
CUGACAAUAGACGCCUUUUCCAUUAUCGAGAAGCAAUUCGAAGAGGUGCCAACUUUACUCUAGUGCCUGUACAAAUAGUAAGAGAAAGUGAUGAAAGUUGUGAAUUUAGAUGGAAGCAUGAAAAGAGUUUAUAG